AUGUCGCAGAUGUUUGAGAAAGAGAAAGGGGGAAAGAGAAAAUGGUGGAUCCAUCCUUUCACCAACAAUCGUCUGGAUGAGGGAUCCUUCCAUCGUUUGGUGAAGGAACUAGAAGGGGAUUGUGAUGAGUUCCAUGGAUAUUUCAGAAUGUCGAAAGAUAUGUUCGAUUACGUUUUGGCGAAAAUUGAAGAUGUCAUCAAAAGACAAUUCCGCAAGUCCAUUUCACCUAGGGAGAGAUUGGCAGUUACAUUAAGAUAUCUGGCCACAGGGGAAUCUUUCACGUCUCUUUCCUACAACUAUAGAAUCGGAGCAACAACUAUUGGUCUCAUUGUGAAGGACGUCUGUGCUGCUAUCUGGCAGACAAUGCAGCCAGAGUUUAUGAAGGUGCCAUCAACAUCUGAUGAUUGGAGAGAAGUAGCCAAUGGGUUUGAGGAAUCUUGGCAGUUCCCAAAUUGCUGUGGAGCUGUCGAUGGAAAACAUGUAGUGAUGAAAGCCCCACCCAACUCGGGAUCAGUAUUUUACAAUUAA
Molecule: messenger RNA, 528 nt
Organism: Haliotis rufescens (red abalone)
Lineage: Eukaryota; Metazoa; Mollusca; Gastropoda; Lepetellida; Haliotidae
Product: protein ANTAGONIST OF LIKE HETEROCHROMATIN PROTEIN 1-like
Exons: 3
Coding region: 1-528 (175 amino acids)
Source: RefSeq, a predicted model, not a curated record